ACGGUCAGUCCUUAAAAUCUGCGUUACAUCAGGGUAAGCAUGACUUACUCUGAGUAGAGCUAUUAACUAACACUGGUCUUUUAAACCGAUGAAUCUCACAAGAGAAGUUGACUUUGGGCCAAUUCGUGGCAGAGGGCUUGUUGCCACACAGUCUGUACGUCCUGAAGAUAUCCUUUUUUCUGAAGAGCCUUUGGUAUGCUGUCAGUUUUCAUGGAACAAGCUGUAUGGAUAUAAAGCCUGUGAUCAUUGUUUAUGCCCACUUGAAACAUCAGAAGAAAACGCCCGAAGACUUACUAAUAAUCCAAGUCUUACACUGCCUCAUCCUGAAGCAGCGUUUCAAUGUAACCAAAUCGUUCAGUGUCCAAAAUGUCUAGUGAAUUAUUGCUCUCCGAACUGUCUUGAAUCAGCUGCUCUCGUUUAUCAUUCCGUAAUGUGUAUUGGUCUCAAUGAGACAAGUGGUGAGAAUCCAUUGGAAAAAUUGGACAUGUUAUGGCGAGAGUCACACUACCCGCCUGAAAGUGGCACUAUUUUCCUCCUUGUCCGUGUUGCUGCAGCUUGUCUUUCAGCGUGUAUUUUUGACUCAAUACAUUCACAGCAUGUUGUUGAAGCACUAAAAACUUUUGUUUCCAGUACAAGCGCAGCAACCAAUGAGGGUGAAAAUAAUGUUCUCUAUCACCAUAUACUUGGUGAUCAGUUUGUUUCACGCCUUGAACAACUUCACAGUGCAUUUAUUGAAGUACUCCUAUUCUUGUGUAAAAAAUCUUCUAAUGCUUCUUCAUAUGAUGAAUGCAUCCAAAUACUUCAGAAGGCUGGACUGAACAACCUAUUGGAAAAGAAUCACUUCACUUCUGCUUUAUGCCUUAUUAGUCGAAAUGGGCAAGGUAUUGCUACAAGCGCCUUCAGUGUCUGGGCGAAUCAGGCCGGAAAAUUGGCUAGUUCGGUGAAUGGCGAAGAAUCUGCUCAAUUCACUUUGAUUCUUGAUCAGUUAUACGAGGCAAUGGAUAAUCAUGUUGGAUCCUUUUUAGACAAUGAAGGAGUAGGGUUAUACUACUUCCAAAGUCGUAUCAAUCAUAGUUGCUCACCAAACUCAAUAGUACGUUUCAAUGGCACAAAUAGUCGGUUAUCUGUUGUGGCACUGACAUCAAUUAAAGAAGGUGAAGAAAUCACUAUAUCAUAUUUAGAUCAAUGCUUACAAUCCCGUAGUCGUCAUACAAGACGUAAACAUUUGUCACAAAAUUAUUUAUUCUGGUGUGAUUGUCCUAAGUGUGAAACAGAGAAGAUGAAUGGUGCACCAAGUGUGACAUCCUCUGAAGAAGAAGAAGAGAGUGAUAAUGAUGAAGAUGACGAAAUGGGUGGAGAAUAAAUUUAGCGAAAAUAGAUGUGUCUGACAAAAAAAAUAUAGAAGUGCUUGAAAAACAAAUAAUAAUAGUGGUGAAGCAAAUGUUAAAAACUUGCUCACUUCUAUUGUGAAUAUUUUCUUAAAAUGUAUUAAAUACAAUCAAAUUUAUACACUGAUUAA
Molecule: messenger RNA, 1519 nt
Organism: Trichobilharzia regenti
Lineage: Eukaryota; Metazoa; Platyhelminthes; Trematoda; Strigeidida; Schistosomatidae
Source: the annotation of a GenBank genome assembly